Messenger RNA from Mercenaria mercenaria, 2412 nucleotides. RefSeq names its product heat shock 70 kDa protein 12A-like. NCBI's taxonomy places the organism in Eukaryota, Metazoa, Mollusca, Bivalvia, Venerida, Veneridae. The transcript is spliced from 7 exons. Gene Ontology annotation, molecular function: ATP-dependent protein folding chaperone; ATP binding. The record is from RefSeq and is a predicted model, not a curated record. Bases 324 to 2102 code for a protein of 592 amino acids.
ACCAGGAAGAAUCUAUAUUUUAAAUUGUAAUGUCAACAUAUAGAUUUAAACCUAUAAUGGUUGGGGUGGCGUAGUAAUUUUUGUCUGAUUAGCUAAUGUUAAAUUUAUUUGUUUCUCGAUAUAAAAUGACACAAUAAAUUUUAAUCGGUAUAUGACUGAUUGAAAUGCAGUUUUUAUCUUGAGUCAGAGUAUAUCGACAUUUAAAUUUGUAGUGUAGGACAGCAGAUAAAAUUAGCGAAAUCGAAAGUAGGAAUUUUUCAAAAACGAAAGAGGAAUAGUGUUUUCUUUAAAAGCCACAACUAUCCUGAAUAGUCUGCAACAUAAUGUCCGCCGUGCCUGUGAUAGCGGAAGCAUUUCAAGAUCGUCUACAGGUUGCAGCCAUCGACUUCGGAACGACAUAUUCCGGAUAUGCAUUCUCAUUUCAAGGGGAUUUUAAGGAGGACCCUCUGAAAAUCAUCACCAACAACUGGAUGGUUGGCGCUACAAAAGCCGUCUCUCUGAAAACACCAUCUUGUAUCCUAUUUGAUCCAGACCGGAACUUCCAUAGUUUCGGAUUCGAGGCUGAAGAUGAGUACGCUGAUCUUGCUGCAGACGAGAAACAUUAUGAAUGGUUUUACUUCAAACGAUUCAAAAUGCUACUUUACGAACAAAAGAAGUUAACAAGAGACAUCAAAUUAAAGGACGACAAAGGGCUUACAUUACCUGCAAUGACAGUAUUCAGUGAGGGAAUACGAUACUUGAAGGAUCAUUUGAUAAGGACUUGUGAAGAGAAAGACGUUGAACUAAGAUUUGAAGAAGUUCAUUGGGUAAUCACCGUACCAGCCAUUUGGGAUGACUCCGCGAAGCAGUUUAUGCGAGAAGCUGCCAUCGAGGCUGGCAUUGACACGAAGCACUUAUCGUUGGCACUGGAACCUGAAGCUGCGAGUCUGUUCUGUAAAUACCUUCCUAUACAGAAGGUGGAAGGGGAUGAUGGGCAAGGCAGAAUUUCUAGUUUCGCUCCUGGCAAAAGAUAUCUGGUUCUAGAUGCUGGUGGAGGAACAGUGGAUAUUACAGUACACGAAACACAGUCAGAUGGAACAAUAAGGGAGCUAUACAAAGCUAAUGGCGGUCCAUGGGGAGGGACGAAAAUUGAUGAGGCCUUUAUCAAUUUCCUCGAGGACGUAGCUGGAGUUGACACCAUUGAAGUUUUCAUGAAGGAUCACAAGGAGGAUUAUUUGAGCUUGUUCCGAGAAUUUGAGAUAAAAAAGAAGACAUUCGGUCCCGAUCUGUCGGCCGGACAAAAAAUAACAUUUAGGCUUCCUGUGUCAAUACAUGAAACCUACCGUAUCACAAGGGGAGGAGACUUCCGACGUAGCUUGAUGAUGAAGCAGGAUUUGAAAGACCAAAUAACGUUCACGGGAGAUAAGCUCCGCGUCCAACCGAAACAAGUUGAACGUUUUUUCGAAGCUACAUGUAACAAAAUUGUAAACCACCUCAAGGACAUUUUCAGCAAACCGCAGGUAAGCGGUACUGAAGCCAUACUGAUGGUUGGAGGGUUUUCGGAAUCAGUAAUGCUGCAGCAUUAUAUAAAGGAUAAUUUUCCUGAAAUGAGGGUCAUUAUUCCAGAAGAUGCUGGUCUGGCCGUUUUAAAGGGAGCUGUGAUUUUCGGCCACAACCCUAGAGCAAUUGUAUCUAGAGUAGCCCGGUAUACAUAUGGUAUACGAACGAACACUACGUUCAAAGAAGGAAUACACCCGGUUCGAAAGAAAAAGAUUAUUGACAGCGUUGCAAAAUGUGAAGAUUGCUUUGAUGUACAUGUUCCAAUGGGACAGGAAGUUAAAGUUGGACAGUCGUUUGGGGAUCAUUCAUACUGGCCUGCUUAUAAGUCAGCCACAAAGGUGUCUUGUAGAGUUUACACCUCAACAAAUGUAAAUCCAAUAUUUACGGAUGAUCAUGGAUGCUCGUACAUAGGGCAGCUUGACGUAGAUUUGUCAGAUGCUCACAGUUACGAGGAUAAAAAUAUUAUCGUGAAGAUGAUCUAUGGAGAGACUGAGCUUGGUGUUGAAGCUACAAUCGUGAAAACUGGACAGGUGCUGAAAGCCGCUUUGAAUUUCCUCGGUUAAACGGAAGAAACGGGUGUUAGGAUACUGUUGCAACCGACUUCAUUCUUUGUCUAUGAUAAAGGUUUAAAAUAUGGCAUAUAAACUUUGUUAUAAGAAUGCUACAGCAUCUAAAUAAAGCAUGGUAGAUUUUGAAAGAUAUUUUGACCAGAAAUCUUAAACUACAUGUACAUGUAAAGUUCAUGUAUGCAAGUUCCUUUAGUUUAGGAAUUAAUUAGUAUGUAUUAUACUGUCUACAGUCUUAUUGGUUGAUUUCUUAUGUACAUAAUAACAGUUAUAAUAAAAAUGCUAUUAAUUCUACUACUUUUGAUUA